AUGGGAACGCACGUUAUUAUAUCUCGUAAACCAGAAUUCUAUCAUAGACAAUGUAGUCAAUGCAACUCUCAACUAGAGUUUCAGAUACCUACAACAGUAACGUUACCCUCUCAAAUAUCCGUUAAAUGUUACUCGUGUCAAAGUAUAAAUAGUUUCGAAAUAGACCAGGAUGCAACUAAGUUUAUAAAUGGAACGAACUCAAACAAAACUGGUGGCUCUAAAAAAAAACGUCAAUUUGGAACAGCACAAGAACCUCUAGAGACAGAGCUUUAUGAAAUACUUGGAGUAUCUCCGACUGCGUCUAGCAGUGAAAUCAAGAAACAAUACCAUAAACUUGCGUUACAGUUUCAUCCGGAUAAAAAUAAAUCAGCAGACGCAGAACAGCAGUUUAAAAAAAUAUCUGAUGCGUAUCAAAUUUUGUCAAACCCUGACUUGAGACAAAGAUAUAAUGAAUUUGGUGGAAAAAAUAAUGUUGAGCCUGAAGGAGGAUUUGUAAAUCCGGAAGAUUUCUUCAGGCAACAAUUUGGCGGAGACCGGUUUGUUGAUAUAAUUGGUGAAAUAUCCAUUGGAAGAGAUAUGAAAGAAGUAUUACAAAAAGCAGAUGAAAUGUCAAAUGAAGAAGGUCUCACAGAAGAAGAAAAAAUUCGCCGAGAAACAACUAAAACAGCACAUGACGAAGAACGUGAUAAAAUUCGACAACAACGCAUAGACAAAUUGGUCGCUAAUCUAAUACACAAGUUAUCAAUGUAUGUGGAUGGAAUCGACUACAAUCCUUCAGCUACUACAGAUUUCAAAAGCAUUAUUGAAUAUGAAGCAGAGGAGCUCAAGGCUGAGUCUUAUGGGGUUGAAUUAUUGCAUGCAAUUGGUUUUACCUAUUCAUUAAAAGCAAAGCAGUACCUUGCAUCUGAGCAGUUUUUCGGAGUACCACGAUUUGGACAUAUUCUCCGAGAAAAGGGUCAUGUGUUUUCAGAAACCAUCUCGACGUUACGAUCUGCUAUAGAUUUACAACAAUCCUUCAAGGAAUUACAGAAAGCUGAACAAGAUGGUCUGAACGCGCAAGAUAAAAGCUCUAAACUUGAAGUGGAAGGUGUCUUGAGAGAAGUAUGUGAUCGAGUACUGUCAGACCCUAAUAUUCCUAAAUUGGUUCUUAAAAAACGUGCUGAAGGACUUAAAAUUAUCGGUGCUGUAUAUGAAAGCGUCAAAGGAGACGUUGCCCAAUAA
Dentiscutata erythropus is the source of this 1221-nucleotide messenger RNA. Lineage: Eukaryota; Fungi; Glomeromycota; Glomeromycetes; Diversisporales; Gigasporaceae. The record is from the annotation of a GenBank genome assembly.